AUGGCGUUCAUAGGUAUGAAGUCUAUCAUCAUCUCUAUCACUUCUCCAACAACAAAAGCCCAUCAUCACUACUAUCUACCCAAAACUCCUCCUACCCGUAUCAGUUUCAGAUGUAAUCAGUCUUCUCUGCUAUCGACGACAUUAAGACUCAAUAAUUCUUAUUAUGAUCGACCAUUGACAGCCUUAAAAAUUGAGACGGAACCAGUAUUCUCCUAUGUGAAAUCCUUUGCACCAGCGACAAUAGCAAACGUGGGCCCGGGCUCUCAACAGAUCAAUUGCGCCAUCGAUGGCAUCGGCGAUUAUGUUUCCGUUCGCAUUGAUCCAAAGGUUAUGCCUGGAAGGGCAUCAAACUCUAACAUUCAUGGUAUUGAACCAUUCUGCGCCGCUCUAAGAGUCAUGAGACUGUUGGGGAUCAAAUCCGUUGGUCUUUCCCUCUCUAUCAAGAAGGGAUUACCACGGUUAUGGAGGAUUGAAUCGAAAGCUGCUACUACUGCUGCAGUUGUUCUUGCUGUUAAUGAGCUUUUUGGCGGGAAAUUGUCCGUCUCAGAAUUAAUUCAGGUGGGCGUCUAUGCACAGGAUUCUGAGGCAGAGGAUUUUCAACUCAUCGUCGGUAAUUUAGUGACAGCGAUCAUGGGAGGUUUUGUGAUGAUCCACGACUACGGACCUCUUGAAAUAAGUCCUCUUGAAUUUCCGAUUGAGAAAGAAUUGUUUUUCAUUUUUGUGAACCCAGAAAUCAAAAUUGGGAAAUCGUGUAGACAAGAGAUGGCAUCUAUGAAGGAAAUACAUCAACAUCAAGAUGGUGCGAUGCGUUCUGGUUCGGUAAUGUCGCCGAUUGAGUACCGGAGGAAAUGUGAGCCACUAAUUCCUGGUUUUGAAGUGAUGCAAGAGACGGCCGAAGGGGAAGCAAUGGGGUGUAGGAUAAUUAAAAAAAGGGUCAGUGAUGAUUAUCUGGAGAAAUGUAUGGAGGAGAGUAAAUCAACAAUUCCUGGUCUUGCAAAGGUGAUGAAAGUAGCAUUGGAGGAAGGAGCAUUGGGGUGUAAGUUGGUUGGGUCUAAGGUUAUUGUUGCAAUCACUGAUGAUAUGGAGAAGGGUAAAGAGAUCGGACAUAGAAUGACGGAAGCUUUCCUCAACCAUGAAGGGGGAGGUUUGAAGGCUUCAGCAAUGGUUCACAAACUUGAUCGAGUUGGUGCCAGGGUUAUUAGUAGAAAAUGA
This is a messenger RNA of Telopea speciosissima, 1212 nucleotides long. RefSeq names its product homoserine kinase-like. The record is from RefSeq and is a predicted model, not a curated record. The transcript has a single exon. NCBI's taxonomy places the organism in Eukaryota, Viridiplantae, Streptophyta, Magnoliopsida, Proteales, Proteaceae. The coding region runs from base 1 to 1212 and encodes 403 amino acids.